UCGUGGGGCACAGGGUUCAACCUCUGCCUCGGGCACGGGUCUCAUGCCAACGAGAAGUACCCGAAGCCCAUCAAGAGCCUCAAGGAGAAGGGAGUUAUCCAAGUCGCCGUCGGGCCCCAGCACUGCUCCGCCCUGUGCUCGUCCGGGCAGAUCUACUCGUGGGGCAUCGGACUGAACGGGCGGCUGGGCCAUGGCAACAUUCAAGACAGCUCGGCGCCUAAGAUGCUGGCGAGCACGAAGAAGAACUGCACGGCUGUACAGAUCGCUUGCGGUGCUGCCCAUAGCGCGUACUUGACGCAGGAUGGAAAACUUUACAGCUGGGGGAGGGGGUUGAACGGAGAGCUCGGGAAUGGCGAGCGACAUGAUCAGUGGACGCCGAACCUCGUGCUGAGACUGAGAGACCUUGUCGUGUCCUACGUCGCCUGCGGGACUAACACGACAUUCGCGUGCACAGGAGGAGGGCUGCUGUUCUCCUGGGGCAGCGGGAAACAUGGCUGCCUUGGGCUCGGCGACCGUGAGGACAGACUAGAACCUUCGCUGGUGAGAUUGAGAGAGGAGGAUCGGAUCAUCCGAGUCGCGUGCGGGGAGCAUCACUGCCUAGCGCUGACAGAGGAUGGAAAACUUUGGGGCUGGGGGAGAGGAACGGGAGGAUGCCACGGGCUCGGACACACGUCUGAGGUGCUGAGCCCCCACAAGCUGCCAAUGCCGGAGGAUCGAACGAUCGUGAGCAUGUCGUGCGGGAGGUGGCACAGCGCGUACCUGACGAUCCGAGGAGACAUCUUCUGCUUCGGGUCCGGGAGAGGCUUCAGGUACCUGUACGUUCCUCCUGACGUGAACUGA
This is a messenger RNA of Guillardia theta CCMP2712, 840 nucleotides long. RefSeq lists its product as hypothetical. The annotation marks the transcript as partial. The record is from RefSeq and is a predicted model, not a curated record. The transcript has a single exon. Lineage: Eukaryota; Cryptophyceae; Pyrenomonadales; Geminigeraceae.